CUUGUCUGUUCACCACAGCAUUCGUGUGUCGUGCCUUCCUUUGCCUUUCCUACAUGCAUGAAACAUUUAUCUCUUGUUAUUUAUCUCUGGUUGAGGACUGACUUAACCGCAUUAUUUCUGAGUAAAAAUGCCAGAAACAGCUUUGAAAGAUAAUGUUCUCUUUAUAGAAGGUUAUGCCAAAAGAAAUAAUAAUCAUUCAAAUGAAUCAUUCACUCUUGCUCAGAGAGAGAUAAUGCACUUAAAAAAGAAUAUGAAGAAUAUGGGUAACCAAACAGGCCCAGGGCCCCAUUGACUUACAUAGUAUGGAUGGGGCCCAUCAACUGUUUGGUUACCCUUUUUUUUUUUUUUUUUUUUUUUUUUUUUUAAUAUCUUCUUUUGUGUUCAGCAGAAAGAAAUUCAUUCAGGUUUGUAUGAGGGUGAGUAAAUGAUGACAGAAUUUUUGGGUGAACUAUCACUUUAAGUCUGUCCUCAACCAGAGAUUCUCUUUUUUGUGAUAAAUUUACAUCAGCUCUUUAAGUUGAUAUAGAGAUAUUUUUUCUUCAUUUGUCUUUCCCAGGAUGGGGACAAACUUGAACAGUCUUAUUCUUGCACCAGCCAACUCUCCGCUCCAAUAUCCAAUCACAGGUUUCACAAUCCCUCCAAUGAAAAAAUCUGUAAUACCAGGUCUUGCUCUUCAAGCACAAAAGAGGCAGGUGUACAAGGUGUCUUUGAGUGUAAAGAGUGGAGUGCUCUCAGUGGAGGAUGUUCUGGAUGAACAGCAGGUGGAUGGACAGGGUCAGAGUGAACUGAGCAUCUCAUCCAGCAACCUCACACAACUCAAUGAUCUGCUGUCCAGAGUGACAUACACCAGCACCAUCUACCAUGUCAGAACAUCAGACCUGGUUCAUUUCUCUUUUGAGGAACAUGAGGCCAUAUUUCCCAUCAUGAUUAGGAGACCAAUAGUUCCUGUUCUUUAUGACCCAGGAAACGAUAUCAACUCGCAAGUAACCAUAAUAACCAAGACAUUUCUGAGGUAUAAGGAGCUGAAAGUCCUCAUCCAGAGUAUCCGGAAGUUUUACCCAAAUAUCAAGAUCAUUAUUGCAGAUGACAGCCUGAAGCCUGAGAAGGUGUCUGGAAACAACAUAGAGCACUACAUCAUGCCUCCUGCACAGGGCUGGUUUGCAGGCAGGAAUCUGGCUGUGUCACAAGUCACCACCAAAUACUUCCUGUGGGUUGAUGAUGACUUUGUAUUUUUGAAUGGGACCCGGAUUGAGAGCUUUGUAGAGAUUAUGGAGGCAGUUCCAGAACUGGAUAUCCUUGGUGGUGAGGUAUCAGGUGAUCAGUAUUAUUUCAGUUUUGAGUAUGAAGAGGGAGAUGAAGUGGAUGGCGGCUGCCUAAGACGUGUUAAAAAAGUAUUUCAUCAGCCACUUCCGUACUUCGAUGACUGCUUUCUAGUAGAUGGAGUUGUAAAUUAUUUUUUGGGUCGGACGGAUGCAGUGAGAAGGGUUGGCUUUGACCCGUUCCUGAAAAGAGUGGGUCACUCUGAAUUCUUCAUGGAUGGACUUGGCCGGCUGUUGGUUGCGUCUUGUAAAGGCCUUUCCAUUGGCCACCAGAAACAUAAGCAUCGGGGCAAAUAUUUGUCCUUCAGGGCUCAGAAGAAAGCUGAUGCGAGGAAAAAACUGUCUCAUCAUUUCUUUAAGAACUACCUGCAAUACAUCAAGUUCUGAAGGGCUUUUGUCCUCCUCUCCCUUUUAUAAGGCCUUCUUUUAGGGAAUUGUUGUUUAACAAUAUACUUUGUUUUUGACCAGGGGUCAAUUCUUUGUACCUCGCUUUAUACAUCUGAAAUGAUUUGACAGAUACCAGAUCUUCUAAUUGUGAUAACUUAUUAUUAGGCUAUUAUUAUUUUAUUUUAUUGUUUUAUAACUCUUUUAUUGUUUUAUUACUCUUGUAAGAAAGUAGCAGUAGCUACAGCACACUUUAAGUAUCACCUCCGCUUAAAAAGAUGCAAUCUAAACCUGUUUACAUGAAAUAAGUCUGCUUCCAAGCAGGUUUGAGCUUACGGACCUGUUGCUAUGACAGCAACUCCGGGAUGAGCUUUGAAAAACCAAACAAUCCUGGAUCAUGUCAAAUUGUCAAAUCGUCAACAGUAAAAUCCAAAUAACUGAGUAAUCCACAUACAAAAAACAGGCCUUCCGGAACAUUUUGACUAGAGUUUCGGAUUUAGUUUUGCUUGCCAGAAAGUGACAAGUGCUUAACCAAUAGCCAUUGGUUGCUUUGGCUUAAUAUUCAAUUUUUACAAUUUUUAAUGUAACUUUUUUUGUAAACAAGGAAGGAAAAGUUGACCCAGUGGCUCUUUAUCAGACAAUGUAUCAUGAAGACAAUCAUUGUAAAUAUAUAUAUAUAUAUUUUUUUUUUUUGCAGUUGAGCACCCUCAUUGAGCUUUUUUGCCUGUUAGAUGUGCACAAUUUGUGUUGAAUCUUUAUGUUUUAAAGAACUUUUUUUGUAAAAUUGUAAUACUUUUUGCCCAUUGGUGCUACACAUAUGUACAUAAUAACAGAAUUAAACUGAAAUAGAUAGCUUUAGCAUGUUGCUAAAAAUCCAGAAUUUCUAUUGAUUCUAUAGACUUUUUCCACAGAAAAAUGAUUGAGAUGAUUGUUGGCUACAAGUUGCAUGCUGAGGUCUGCAGCGUCACUGUGUCUGUAUUGUUACAUAAAUAAUAGAUGAAUAAACAGAUGAUGUUCUAGAAUAAAUAAGAGAUGAUAUUCUGUUAAUGUAUGUAUAAGAUGCCAGUGACUGAGUGAAUGUCUCCACACACAAUGCUAAACAUGUUUGGUCAGCAUUAUACUGUGCUAAUAUUUUGUAAUCAAUUUAUAUAUAUAAUCCACUCCAAUUUUCUUGACCUUUAAGAUCUCUAAAUGAAGUUUUGUCAAUGCAUCAAGAAUAUAUAAAUGUAAAUGACAUUAUAUUCUGCAGGUAUGUGAACUGCUGUAAAUUGUGUUGGAAAACUAAAAAUAUUUUUUGCCCUUAAUUCCUCAAUGAAUAAUCUUGCACAGUGAAGUUUUCGGUCCCUAUGUUUAUUCAAUAUGGCCAGAAGAGCUCAAUGUUAUUGUUGCAUACAUACACAAAGAUAAAUUUAUGUAUGUAUGCAUAAAUUAAGUACCUUUUACUUAAGUAAAAUUAUCUGCCAGCGUGGUAAUAAAAAUAAUCUUAAUGCAAACGGAAAACAAGAUUAUUCAGAGUCACGUGUCUGUCGCGGAGACAGCCAUGUAGCACAAGCAAUAAGGAUUAAAUUAAGCAAAGUUUAACACUAAUCAAGGAUUUGUUGAUCUGGGUUUUAUUUUAAAUCGAGUUGUGUUGCACCACUUAAUUUUAAACACAUAUAACUACGCAGAAAGACCGUUAGUAUUAAAGGGCUGAUCAAGCAGUAUAGGCGGAGGGUGAACCAACGCCAGGCUAAAGAAUCCUUAGUGCAACCCACCCUUAAAGUGCCGUAAUGUACUAAAACAGUGAUAUUAAAAAAUCAAAUUCAGUUUAACCUUUUUUGAUGAAGCAUACUAUAUACAAGCGAGCAGAUGAGCCCAGAAUAUGAAUGCAACGCGUUUUCUUUAUAAUGGUUUUCGAUGGAAAAAACGUUUACGAGAAACCUCGUGUUGCAUUAAUAUUCUGUGUUCAUUUGUUUGCCUGUACAAAGUAUGCAUAAUCAAUUUGGUCUUCAGGGCUUUUAAUAUCACUGUCUUACUACAUUAGCUCUUACUACAAACCUGGUAAAAAUGACUGCCGGCCAAUGGAGGAAAGCAUUGUUUUGCCCACCAGGGGGGCGUUCCCCUCAGGGCGUGACGUCACGUGAAAACUAUCACUAAGUGCGAAAUUACAGGAGCUCCGCCCACCAAUGUCACACAAGGUUAAAAACGAUACACGUGUUUAAUGUCUUUAGUGGUGUAGGUAGUAGCCCGUAGGGCGCUGAGAACUAACUUGUGACGCGACUGGUUGGGGUUCGAAUCCACCUUUUGCCGAGCUUGCUCUUCUCCGUUUUCCCAUUACAUAUCACAUCAGAAAGGCAUGUACACGGAUGUAUGUUUUGGUGCUACUCAUUCUGCUGUUCCCUGGUUCUCUGGUCUCUGUGGUUUUGUUAUGUUUAUUUUGUUAUUAAACUAUUUUGCGUUUGGAUCCAGCUCUCCCUUUGUUUUUUGAGUUCACCCAGCGUUACAGUGUCAGUAAGUUUCAAUGUUACGUUCUGUUGCAUAAACUAUAAAAAUGUGAUGCAUGAACAGUUAUUUUAUUAAUGAAUAACUACACACGAACAAAUGAGUAAUACAAUAUUAACAUUUUAGUAACUGCUAUUACCUAACCUAAUAUUAUGCAAUGCUCAGGUAGUUACACACAGUCAUGAAUAAUCAUAAAGCAAAUUAAAGUGUGCUAAACAGACAUCUUUAAUGAAUUAACACAAUCUAUGUGCAUUCUGUGUUAAAUGUAUGUAAUUAUAUUGAGGAAAAAACUUCUACAAUAUGUGAAAGGUGAGUUGACCAUUUCCAUUGAUUGUGUUUUUAGCAUGCACAUGAAUAAUUAAUGUUACCUUUUCCACUAUAUAACAGUUUUUUCAUGUUUUUAUUAGCAGGUUUUAAUGUCUCUGUGUUUGGCCAUGUCUCUUGUUUUCUAAAAAUGUAAGGUCAUGCUGUCUGAUUAGGUUACAUGC
Molecule: messenger RNA, 4672 nt
Organism: Ctenopharyngodon idella (grass carp)
Lineage: Eukaryota; Metazoa; Chordata; Actinopteri; Cypriniformes; Xenocyprididae
Product: beta-1,4 N-acetylgalactosaminyltransferase 1-like
Exons: 8
Coding region: 558-1706 (382 amino acids)
Biological process (GO): UDP-N-acetylglucosamine metabolic process; UDP-N-acetylgalactosamine metabolic process
Source: RefSeq, a predicted model, not a curated record